AUGGAUUUUUAUGAUCAAGUACCAAUCCCAGAUCCAAUAACACUACCAGAUCCAAUAUCAUUCCCGGAUCCAAUAGCAUUACCAGACCCAAUAGCAUUACCAGAUCCACCAAUUCCAUCAAGUUGGAAUGAGUGUGAUGGAACAGAAUUGAUACCAGAAAUUGACCCAACUGUUAGAUUAAAUGCUAUUAUUGCUAUUCAGUCAGCAUGGAGAGGAUUUCAAGAAAGAAAAAACUAUAGGAUUUAUAUUAGAGCAGUUAUCAUAUUUCAAAAAUUUUAUAGAGGUCAUAUUGCUCGUAAAUUAUAUAAAAAACUUUAUGAAGAAUCACGUUGGUUAAGAGAUGCACCACCACCAAUCACACCAUCAUUACAGGUUGUUAAAAAAGCAAGAGGUGUUGCAGGUAGAGCAAGACCAACAAGAGGUCAUAAAGUUCAAACAAAAGAAAUUGAAAACUGUGCACCAACAAACAAUGAGGAAACAACAGAUAACAAUGACACUGAAAAUAAUGAACCUAAACCAGAAAAACCAAAAUUAGUUAUGGUGGGAUCAGGUAUGGUAAUGCCUAAAUUUGAUCCAUCGGCAGUUAUGUUAAAGAGGGGAUCACCAGUUUUAUCAAAAGAAAAUAGACAUAGUAUAGCAUCAUUCGAUUCAAUUGGUUUAAAUAAAAAUAAAGAAGGUGGUGAAACAAGUUCCAGCGAGCCAUCUUCACCAUUUGCAUUAAGAAAAUCAGUACACAAAUCACCAGCUUCCCCAUCUGCAAGUUCAGAAUCAAAUGAAUCCCAAAAUGCAUUUUCACCUUUAUUAUUAAGAAAAACACCAACUGUUAUUCCAGAAAAGUUAGUGGAUGAGGCGUCAUCGGCAUCACCCAAAUUCCCAAUUUUAAAGAAAAGUUUCUCUGCAUUUGGAGCAAAAUCUUUAGGAGGUUUAAGUUCAAGCGAGGGGUUACCUCCACCAUCAGUUUUCCCUUCUUUUGAUUUACCACCACCUUUAUCAUCAUCCUCUAAUUUACCACCACCUCCUUCUUUUGAUCAAUCAAAUCUCCCACCACCAGUUUUUGAUAUUCCACCACCAUUAGAUUUUCCUCUUCCAUCUAAUUUACCACCAAUUGAUUUACCAACCCCAACCCCAACCCAACCUUUUAAAAAAACAUCACCACCAACUACACCACCAUCAGGUACUGCUCCACCACCAAUUUCAGCAAAACCUAAACCUUUACAUUAUUCAUCAAAUAAUAAUUUAAAUUCUUUGGGUACAGCUUCUUCAAAUAAACCAGUUAUUAACUAUGCCACAAAACCAUCAAAUAAUCCUCCACCAAACAAUAAUAUAGAUAUUGCUCCAAUAAACAAAACUUCACCACCAUUAAGGGGAAAUUCUUUACAAAAAUUACCAUCACAAGGCAGUUUACCAUUACCAUCCAAUUUACCACCACCAAUGGGCAUACCAUCCAAUUUACCUCCACCAAUGGGUAUACCAUCCAACUUACCUCCACCAUUAGGUAUACCUUCUAAUUUACCUCCACCAAUGGGCAUACCAUCUAAUUUACCUCCACCAAUGGGAAUACCAUCAAACUUACCUCCACCAAUGGGUAUACCAUCAAAUUUACCUCCACCAAUGGGUAUACCAUCAAAUUUACCACCACCAAUGGGAAUACCAUCAAACUUACCUCCACCAAUUGGAGCACCAGCCAAUUUACCACCACCAAUGGGAAUUCCAUCAAAUUUACCUCCACCAAUUGGAGCACCAGCUAAGUUACCACCAAUAACACCAGUUGGUUUACCAAAAUUACCAUCACAGGGCAAUUUACCAUUACCAAACAACUUACCACCACCAAUUGGAAUGCCAAGCAAUUUACCACCACCAAUCGGAAUCCCAUCCAACCUACCACCAACUAAGUUACCACCAAUAACACCAGUUGGUUUACCAAAAUUACCAUCACAGGGCAAUUUACCAUUACCAAACAACUUACCACCACCAAUUGGAAUGCCAAACAAUUUACCACCAAUCGGAAUGCCAGCAAACUUACCACCACCAAUCGGAAUGCCAAACAAUUUACCACCACCAAUCGGAAUACCAGCCAACUUACCACCACCUAUUACAACAGGAAAUGCGCCACCACGUGUCGCACCAACUGGUAUCCCAAACAACUUACCACCACCAAUCAGUAUGCCAGCUAAUCUUCCACCACCUAUAGCACCAAUAUCAGCACCAACAAAACAAUUAAAGCAGGGAUGGCAAAUGUUUAGCACAGCAGAGGGAAAAUCUUAUUAUCAUAAUAGAUCACAGAAUAUCACAACAUGGAAUGAAGCAGAUGCAUACGAAUUAGUUUUGGCCCCAACACAACCACAAAACAAAUCCCAACCUCCACAACAUGAGGCUACAGCAAAAUCAGAACAACAAAUUCCUCAAUUUAAACAAUCUCCAGUUGUCACCCAAUCAGCUGAUGAGAAAAAGAAAUCUAUAAAAAUUUUAGGUAUAUUUUUAAAGAAAAGACCAAACAAAUCAGAAUUGGUAUCAAAAGGUAUUAUUUCUGAUGAUGGUGUUCAAACCAGUCAAAGUUCAUCAAGCAAAUCAAAAUCAAAGAAAAAAUAA
Messenger RNA from Dictyostelium purpureum, 2589 nucleotides. RefSeq lists its product as uncharacterized. The transcript is spliced from 2 exons. NCBI's taxonomy places the organism in Eukaryota, Evosea, Eumycetozoa, Dictyosteliales, Dictyosteliaceae. The record is from RefSeq and is a predicted model, not a curated record. Gene Ontology annotation, molecular function: protein binding. Bases 1 to 2589 code for a protein of 862 amino acids.